Drechmeria coniospora is the source of this 273-nucleotide messenger RNA. RefSeq lists its product as uncharacterized. The record is from RefSeq and is a predicted model, not a curated record. Lineage: Eukaryota; Fungi; Ascomycota; Sordariomycetes; Hypocreales; Ophiocordycipitaceae. The transcript has a single exon. The coding region runs from base 1 to 273 and encodes 90 amino acids.
AUGAUGCGAGACAGCACGCACCGCCCCGCCAGAGGAACAAGUGCAUCCGACUGCGCUUCGCCCAUAUAUUCGGUGACGAGGCUGGAAGGCGACGACAAGGCGACAGGGCGACAAGGUUUUGCUUCAGCCAUGAUGCGAGAGGCAACAUCCGACGAGGCGAUUAUGGGCUUUCGGUGUGGCCUGGGCGUGCGAGCAGCAGCAAGGUGCACCAUGGCAACGGGACAGCAUCAGUCGAUGCGUCCAGCCGAGUCGACUCAUGACAGUGCCGAGUAG